Talaromyces marneffei is the source of this 2373-nucleotide messenger RNA. RefSeq lists its product as uncharacterized. Gene Ontology annotation, biological process: protein histidyl modification to diphthamide. The record is from RefSeq and is a predicted model, not a curated record. Lineage: Eukaryota; Fungi; Ascomycota; Eurotiomycetes; Eurotiales; Trichocomaceae. The coding region runs from base 1 to 2373 and encodes 790 amino acids. The transcript has a single exon. Gene Ontology annotation, molecular function: diphthine-ammonia ligase activity.
AUGUCUACUGAACCCCUCAACGUCAUCGCUUUGAUCUCGGGCGGCAAGGACUCUCUGUACUCGAUUCUGCACUGCAUCCGCAAUGGGCACCGAGUAGUCGCCCUGGCGAAUCUGCGUCCUCCUCGUCCUCCUCCAACCAGUACCUCAACUGAGGGCAGCAGCAGCAGUGGAGAAAUUGAAAAAGAGGAUAUAGAUAGCUUCAUGUACCAGACAAUCGGCCACAACGUCAUACCCCUAUACGAAUCCGCGCUGGGUAUACCCCUAUACCGGGGCGAUAUUACAGGCGUAGCGGUUGAUACGUCGCGGAUAUACCGUGACCAAGACAAAGGAGAAGAAGAAGAAGAAGAAGAAGAAGAAGAAGAAGAAGAAGAAGAAGAAGAAGGAGAGGAUGAGACGGAAUCUCUAAUGCCCUUACUAUCACGCAUAAAGAGAGAUAUUCCGCAUGCAAACGCGGUUUCUGCGGGAGCCAUAUUGUCGACGUACCAAAGAACGAGGAUUGAGAAUGUUGCGGGACGGUUGGGGCUGGUCCCGUUGGCAUUUUUGUGGAUGUUUCCGUUUCUCCCGCCUUCUUCUUCUUCUUCUUCGGGGGCAGGGGGCCUGUUGGAUGAUAUGGCUGCUGUCGGAUGCGAUGCGCGAAUUAUCAAGGUUGCUUCGGGGGGUCUGGAUGAUGAUAUUCUCUGGGAGAAUGUGGCUUCACCCAAAACGCAAAGACGGCUCGAGAAAGUCAUGAGACCAUACGUUGAUGAUGCGCAGACUUUGAGAGGAGCUGUCUUGGGCGAGGGGGGUGAAUAUGAGACUCUUGCUCUUGAUGGGCCGGCGUUUUUGUGGAAAAAGAAGAUUGUUGUGGAAGAGAGUGAUAGGGAGGUUUGUAGGGUUGACAGUGGUGUGAGCCAUGUUAGGGUUUUGAAAGCGAGAUGUGAUGAGAAGGAUGAUGAUGAGGAGGCGACGGCAGUGACGCCGGAGGAUAUUAGGAGGCCGGCGCGGUUUGAUGAGAAGUUCUACCGAGUCUUGAAUGGUUUGCAGGAAGGAGAGUUUGUUUCUGUCGGAGGAGAUGCUGGCCAGGCUCCAAACCCAGAGUCAAACUAUACUAUCGACGUGUGCUCAAAAUCACUCGGAAACCUCUAUACAAUCUCGAAUCUCACAGCCCCCGAAGCCGGCCCAACCGCCGACGCACAAAUGCACGCAAUCACAGAAAAGCUACAGACACUUCUACAGUCCAUCAACACCCAUUCUACUAUAUCUACAAACGACAUCGUCUUCACCACAGUCCUGCUACGGUCAAUGCAGGACUUCGCUCCCAUGAAUGGGAUAUACGUCUCGCUCUUUACGAAACCCAACCCUCCCGCAAGGGUCACAGUAGCAUGCGGCGAUCGUCUACCCGACGGCGUGCAGGUAAUGAUUUCGACCGUCAUUGACCUCGGCGAACGCAACAAGAGAGAAGGACUCCAUGUCCAGUCACGCUCUUACUGGGCGCCGGCAAACAUUGGACCUUACUCGCAGGCCAUUACGGUGCCUUAUACUCCUCAACAAGAAGGACCGAGUGGCAGCCUGGUAUAUAUCGCUGGUCAGAUCCCGUUAGAUCCGUCAUCGAUGGAAAUACCUGGUGGGAUUGAUCAGACCGACGAAAAAUGGGUUUCAAAUUUUGGUCUGCAUGCCACACUGUCGUUGCAGCAUCUGUGGAGGAUUGGGCUUGCCACCAAAGUUGAGUGGUGGAUUGGUACGAUUGUGUUUCUGGCUAGAUGCCAUCGCCAACAACAGCGUGGUCAUCAAAAGGCGCGCGUAGCACAGCGAUUGUGGCAAGCGAUGCAUUCACGGGGGGAUGACGUCGAAGAGGAAGACGCAGAUUUGGAUAUCUGGGAUAUCAAGCAUGGUCUUUCAGAAGAUCCUAGAAUGUCGCAAGGUGGUCCAUCGCUUCCGCGCUGGGACGUAUUGGCUGAUGGUGAUGAUAAUGACAAGGAUGAUGUUCAUCCGCCCUGCUUCACGGUCGAAGUCGAGCAACUCCCGCGAAAUAGUGAUAUCGAGUGGCAGGCACUCGGUACCACGGGUAUCCCUAUCAAUGCUCCGACCAAAAUAUCUUGCACAACCGAUCCAGAGACGAGGAUAUGGUGUACAAAACUAGGUGAUCGUAACGGGUCGUUUUAUGCCGUUGAGAUCCCAGAAACCCGAAGCACAAAUCUACGGGAUAGGAUAGAUGCAGUAUUAUCUGAGAUUGGUGUGGUAGAAGCUGGGCAAUCUUUGGCACACUGCACGAUGUAUACAUCCUAUGCACAGUCAGUGACCCAUUGGGAAGGACAGGUUGUACCUUGUUAUAAUGUAUGGGGGAGUGAUGGGGCUCGUAUUGCUGCUGCUAUUACUGUGCAAUUAAAGGCUUAA